CUCUGUGUUCUGCAAUGGGAGAUGGGACAGUUCGUGAGCUGAAGUAGUUGGGUUUUGGCCAAUAGCUUCACUUUGCAAACAGGGGAAGGGGCAGAGCAAAAAGGUUGGAGAUAAAACCCCUCGAUGUUUGCAUCAAAGGCAAAACUGAACCCUUCAGCAUCUCUCCAACUUGGAUCUGGCUUGCUGGGCUGGUGAGGGAAGAUGGAGGGGUCCCAGUGACCCGAAAAGCAGUGGCAGCCCCAUUGCUGCCAGUGAAACGCACAGUUGGAGAAACCCCUCGUUUCCUCCCAGCCCCCUGUUUUCCCAGCCCCUGCUGGGAAUUAGUGCAGGAUUCCAGUUCCAGGAGCUGCCGGCAGAGCCCACACCAGCUCCCAGCAGCGCUUCCCCGCUCGCCCCAGGGGCUGGUUUCACUUUCGUGUUCCUCCCCGCGGCUGCUGGGAACGGGUUUGUCUUUACCGGAAGCAUUUUCAGAGCCCAAAUCCCCUCUUCCGAGGCAUCCGGAGGCUGUAGCGCAGAGAAAGGGCGGCUCUUAACGUGCGAGAGCAUCCUCAGGCUCAGGAACAGCCUUUCCCCUGGGGACGGGGAUCCCUCAACAAGGAUCCCUCGACUCCCUUGGCAGUGCUUUGGUCCGGCUGAAGCGCAGGGACUGCAGCAGCCGUCACAACCCGCUGGGACUUCAGUUUCCUGUUUUCAAGAACAGAGGCUUCUCCAAGAAGAGUCACCCAUUCCUGCCCAAAAUAUUUAGAAAAAUGUCUACUCAAUCAGCCAAAGAACGACCCGAAAGUUUGCACUUCCCCUUCCUCGACGAUGAAGACACCAUCUCCACGCUCAAAGAGUCUAAAACCUUCUUUAUCCUCCGAGGCCUGCCCGGCAGCGGGAAGUCCACGCUGGCCCAGGCUAUCCAAGACCGGUAUAAAGAUGCCUGCAAGGUCAUCUCUGUCGAUAGCUAUAAAAUCACACCUGCCAUUAGAAGCGCCAUUCCUGAAGAGUAUUCAAAGGUGGAUGAGGAUCUAGUUGACUAUUGCAAACGAGACAUCAGCGUUAUCGUUUUGGAUGACACUCACCACGAGAGGGAACGACUGGACCAACUCUUUGAUAUUGCUGACAAAUACCGGUACAAAGUCAUCUUCGCCGAGCCCAAAACCCCGUGGCGACAGGAUUGCUUGCAGCUGAAGGAAAAGAACCAAUGGAAACUGUCAGCGGAAGAGCUGAAGAAGAUGAAGCCGAGCUUGGAGAAGGAAUUCCUACCCAUGUAUUUUGGGUGGUUUUUGAGCAAAAGAAGCUCGGAGAUCCUGCGGAAGGCUGGCCAGGCCUUCUUAGACGAGCUUGCGAGUCUCAAGGCCUUCAAAAAGGAGAGUAAAUACUUUGCUUCCGCUAUCGAAGACCCCAAAAUCAAAAUCGCUCUCACCAGCUACUUUGUGAAGAGGCCGCCCGGGGUCCUGCACUGCACCACGAAAUACACCGACUUCGGGAAGGCAGCUGGGGCCGAGGAGUACGCGCAGCAAGAAGCUGUGAAGGCUUCAUACGGCAAAGGCUUCACCUUGUCCAUCUCGGCCCUGUUCAUCACAACAAAAACUGUGGGUGCUCGCGUGGAGCUGAGCGAGCAGCAGCUGCUGCUCUGGCCUGGGGAUGCCGACAAGAUCCUGCCCACCGACAACCUCCCGAAGGGCAGCCGGGCCCACAUCACCCUCGGCUGCGCCAACGGCGUCGAGGCCGUGCAGACCGGGCUGGAUCUGCUGGAGUUCGUGAAGCUGGAAAAGGCAGGGAACAAAGGGGAUGAAGUGGGGGAGAUUGGAGGAGGGAAACUGCUGUAUUUUGAUAACGGGAUGUGGAUGCUCACCCUCUCGAAAAAGAUCGAUGUGAAGGCAAUAUUCUCGGGUUACUAUGGGAAAGGGAAACUUGUGCCAACGCAGAGCACCAACAAACGGGGCUCUGCUUUUAGCUCUUGCACCAUCAUCUAGGAGCACGGGCAGGGAACCUCGUUUGGUUGGUUUUAAAAGGCAAGUAACUCCUGUAACCUUUAAACGUGUAAAGAGAAAUAAUUCUACCUUUACUAAAGCCCUUUUGCCAGCCCCUGGGUGAAGCCUCUCUGGGGAGAGGUAACUGGCCUCAGAACAAGGAAGAAAACAAGCACCAAAGAAAAGCUGUCCCAUAACCACUGUCAGCAGCCGAAGUGCUGCUGAGGGUAUUCAACACAAGAGUUGUGGCGAGAACAAGCCGUGUGCUCUGCUUGUUUUCUUCCUCGGAGGAAGAGCCUCUAUGGUCUGUUAUAACUUCCCUAUGAACCACAAUCGUUUGAUCCUUACCUGUCAGCACUCCAAAGCCUGCACAGACAGGGCUGAAGCCAAGCGACACAACUGCCCCGUGUCUCCCCCUUCUCCCGCACCCCAGGGCCCAACAUCCGUCAUUCCGGUACCUGAGCUCCUGGGUACAACCCAGCAAGACCCUGGUGUGGGUCCCUUCUGUGUGGCAGUUACUGAGCCCAGCCCGCAGAAGGGGGCACACGGGGGGCCAUGGGGUGUCCCCCAGCUCCAGGGGGGCCGCCAGGCGUGCUCUGCCCCAUGCUCUGCCCAACUCCUGUCUGCGUCAACGCCUCCUUCGCUGCAGGGGAGGGAUGCGCUGGUGAGCGGACAGAAGGAAAGGACCUUGGGAGAUGGUGUCCUUAAGACCACUGUGAUGGCGUGAGAGGGAAAUACCAGGAGAGGUGUUCAGAUCCUGCAGCUUCCCUUCACCCGUCGGAGCGGGUGGGAGCAAGCACUCUCCCUGUCCUUAUCCUGUAGGGAACAAUCCUGCCUUGGCAGGGAGUGGAAGAGAUGAACUAAAGUCUUUUCCAUCUUAUCUGAUAGAAACUAAAAUCGUGUCUGAAGUACAGAGCUGUACUUCAUGCAAGAUUUUACUACUUUUCUCUAAUGCACUUGAAUGUUAAGAGGUAGGAUGGCAGUAACAUCGUAAUCUAGGAAGUAAGUGGAGGCAUUGUAACUGCGUAACUCAAGUCUGCUCAAACCUAAACCGUUGGCUGGAAACAAAGAAGUUAAUGGUCAAGCACUCCUGUUAUUAAGCCUCUUUUAUGGAAACUUAUGUUUUUGCUCUUAGCCAGGCCCUUUGCCAGUCAGUCGGUGGAUACACGGUCACUACUUGACGUUAACACAGAGCUCGACUAAUGGAUUCAGGUCAGGACACCAGUUUAAACUCACGCUACGGCUCAGUGAACUGUGUAGUGGAAUUAACCCUGUAUUAACACAUGUAAAUACUUACCAUGUUUGACAAGCCUGUGCUGGGCUGGGAAGGAGCCGUCGUGUGGCUGCAGCUUCCCUGGAGCUGGGGGUGCACCGAGGCCGUUCCUUGGGAAGCCCAACGCUGCCCGGGCAGGGGGUGUUUCUCCUCUGAAGGUUCAACACGAAGCAAGCGCUGUGGGGCUGCGGAACGCUUGGUCACUUUACCAGGAAAGCCAAAUACUUCCUGCUGUUUCAAAAAGAGGGAUGAUGAUAAAUUCUCAGUGUAACAUAAAAAGAUGGCGUAGAAACACCCCACAGCGCCUGUCCUCCUCCCUUGCCUUCAGCAGAGAAACCCUUGCUAGCUCCUGCACCGGGGUGAGGGCCCCGUGUCCAGCUUGGGCCUUCCCAACAGGAAUCUCACGUGGGUUUGUUCCAUCUAAACUCCAUGAAGGUCUUUCCCAGCGCGGGAGCACGCUGAGCCCUCUCCCCCAGGGCCCAGCCCAGCGCUCCCGGUCUCACCCAGCACCACUGUGCACAGCUGGAGUAUCUUGUGUGUUUGCCUGUCCAAGAACAACAGCGAGACUGUCGUCGUUUCAGUUUUUAUUAGUUUGUACAUCAUAUACAGUUUAUAAUAAAGUAAACCAAUUGCAUAUGG
Strigops habroptila (Kakapo) is the source of this 3870-nucleotide messenger RNA. It is a transcript of the gene CNP, whose product is annotated as 2',3'-cyclic nucleotide 3' phosphodiesterase. Bases 750 to 1961 code for a protein of 403 amino acids. Gene Ontology annotation, cellular component: cytoplasm; membrane. The transcript is spliced from 4 exons. The record is from RefSeq and is a predicted model, not a curated record. Gene Ontology annotation, biological process: cyclic nucleotide catabolic process. Lineage: Eukaryota; Metazoa; Chordata; Aves; Psittaciformes; Psittacidae. Gene Ontology annotation, molecular function: 2',3'-cyclic-nucleotide 3'-phosphodiesterase activity.